This is a messenger RNA of Asterias rubens (European starfish), 2436 nucleotides long. Its product is annotated as beta-3 adrenergic receptor-like. The transcript has 2 exons. Gene Ontology annotation, cellular component: membrane. Bases 899 to 2014 code for a protein of 371 amino acids. Gene Ontology annotation, molecular function: G protein-coupled receptor activity. The record is from RefSeq and is a predicted model, not a curated record. Gene Ontology annotation, biological process: G protein-coupled receptor signaling pathway. NCBI's taxonomy places the organism in Eukaryota, Metazoa, Echinodermata, Asteroidea, Forcipulatida, Asteriidae.
AAACUCCACACACCGGGGUCGACCCAGGGAAGCUAAACGAACGCACCCAUUUUUGUGUCAUGUUUUAUUCCAAACUGGAACAUACCCCCAUAACCCUGGGGAGGGUAACAAUAUUAUAACAAUAAUGUAGCAUCAUGUAGCCUAGCCUUGCGAUAUUUCAAAUAGACAAAAAAAAAGGAAUCGUACAGUUUUGAAAGUGUAUUUUCUUUUGGAUCGAAUUCCACUUCAAAAUAGUGUAAUUCUUGUGAUGACAAUUUGCUCACAUGGUCAUCCGUUCAUUUUGUAUAAUUUGAAAGACUUGCUAUAAUUAUGUUCUUACUGUUGUAUUCAGUCAUAGACUCUUACAUCCUAGCUCACAUGACAUUGGUCGCACCCUUUUUCUAUUGUACACAUACAAAUACCCGGGAAAACAAGUUUCGAUAAUAGUGCAAUUGUAAUAAUUGCAAUUUCGAUAAUAGCGGCACGAUCUUUGAUAUUGCUCGUCUUUAUUAUAAAAGUUUAUACUAAUUGAACAAUUAUUGUUUUGAAAUAAGGAAAUAAGGACCCUUUAUUUUUCUGUGGUUUCAUUGGCUAUAUAUCCUUUACCUAUACGUCAUACUUUCGUUCUACAUGUAAUUGUACUUAUUGGUACUUAUUGGUAAUAAACCAGACAAACUUCCGGGAAACUUGCCCGUGAUCUUGGCCGUCUGUAUUUAAGCAGCCGCGAUUAAGCGACUGACUUCAUACCAUAGAUUGACCAACAACUUCAAGCAAUCCAGAUACAUGUAUCCUGAUAUUGCUGUUCGUUUGUUGAAACAUUCAGUUCUAGAAAGUUGGUUUAAAGUUAAGCGGUUCUGUCUGGACAAUAAAGAUUUAUAAGUGGUUUUUCUCAUAAGCACAAGGAUACCAAACUAAACUCAUGGAUAUCAACGACUCGGAGACAAUAUUAAACUCUACGGCAGUUUCAUGGACGGUCAACACAACAAUGACCACAAUGGCCAGCCUGUCUCUUCACAGCUAUCCUGAAAGAGUCGUUGCAGGCUUUCUCUUCCUACUGAUCGCGGUCAUCAACAUUACCGGUAACAGCAUGGUCAUUCUUGCUGUCAUCUUCAGCAAGAAACUCCGAACAUCAACAAAUGUCUUCGUGGUAAGUCUCAGCUCUGCAGACCUGUUAGCAGGACUGGCAAUGCCAAUAAGUGCAGUUGCUUUACUCACCCCUGGCAACAGCUGGCCGGGGUCGACGGAAGCUCCUUGUUACAUCGCAGGUUUGCUCUUGUACACAAGUUCUAGUGCCAGUCUUUUCAACCUCGCUUCCAUCGCUCUCAAUAGGUUGAUUCUUAUCAAGAGCCCAAUGAAAUGGUACCGUAUUCUGUACACCAAAUGCAACCUCGUUAUCAAUGUCGUUGUCAUAUGGAUUGUCGCCAUUGCCAUCAUGACGGUCCCUCCACUUUUAGAAAUUGGCAGCUUUGGCUACGACAAGCAGCACCAUACAUGUAGCGACCUCGACACCCACCUGAAGGCCAAGACGUUUGAAAGGAUUCAAACUUUUGCCUCCUACCCCAUCCCAUUUAUCAUCAUCAUCACCAGUUACAUCAUCAUCUUCGUUCACGUCCGUCGUCACUUUAAGAAGCAAAUAAGUAACGAAACCAACGUCACUAACCCAGGCACAGGCUCUUCCAGUUCUGGGGUCAAUCCGACCUUCCAGACGUCAGACAGCACUGCCGUCUUGCGUGCCGGUCGCCUGGAUCGCCUCAUUCGACAACAACUCGAGAUCACCAAAAAUCUCUUUAUGGCAGUUUGUGCUUUCUUCAUCUGCAUAACCCCUUACAGCGUGGCCCUCUUCAUUCCGAACAACGACCGUUUCCUGUUGUUUGGAGGUGUGGUCUUCUUGUGCAACAGCUGCGUCAACCCAAUUAUAUACGCAGCAAAGCACCCACAGUUUAAGAAGGUUCUGCGUCUAAUGCUGCGAUGCAAACAUUCAGAGAUAGAAGAGCCGUCGGAUGCCUUGAAAAAACUGACGGCUUGUUGCAAAUAAAUCAAGAGACCAAACUUUUAUCUGAAAAUGUUUUUGUUACAUUAUUCAAGAUAACCACAUGAGGUUGGACGAAACAUUCAUAGUUUGGUGCCGCUUCAACAUGAUGAGACUUUGUUUGAAGCAUAUACGGAUUUAUUUUAACAUAUAAGUAUACAUAUUUUAUAAUCUGUUUUCCCGAUACUUUCUCGGGUUCGUUGACCCCAAAAAAAACAGAAGAGGCAAAUCACUCGGGUGGAUUCGAGUUAUCAUAAUGCCCUUUACAUAAUGGCUAAAAGCACGCAAUUAUACACAGACAGGAAGAAAAAUGGUGAACAGAAAACUAGCCAAGCUUCUUGUUUCAGGCCAGUGCCAAUACGUGUUCUGUAUGGAGUACUUUUAGUAAACAAUGUAUUAUGGAUGCGGUUGUUUGGUUACGCGUUAUU